Aspergillus sclerotioniger CBS 115572 is the source of this 651-nucleotide messenger RNA. RefSeq names its product F1F0 ATP synthase subunit i. Gene Ontology annotation, molecular function: proton transmembrane transporter activity. NCBI's taxonomy places the organism in Eukaryota, Fungi, Ascomycota, Eurotiomycetes, Eurotiales, Aspergillaceae. The transcript has 4 exons. The record is from RefSeq and is a predicted model, not a curated record. Gene Ontology annotation, biological process: proton motive force-driven ATP synthesis. The coding region runs from base 18 to 191 and encodes 57 amino acids.
UCAAACGGACUGCCACCAUGUCUCUCCUCGGAAAGAAGUUCCCCACUCCCGUUGCCAAGCCUCUGGCCCCCUUCUUCGCUGCCGGUGUGGUCAUCCUCUACGGCGUCAACUCUUUCGCCAACGUUCUCAUGAACACUGCUGAGUUCAAGAACGACCCCCGCAACCCCAACGCCAAGAACCAGAAGCAUUAAAUUAGUCCUUGACGAAGUUCGAGCACGCUGAGAUGGCGGGAAAACGGUGGUCGUGGGUGGUCUGAGACCCCGAUUACCCAGUCGCCGGUGAUUCGUUUUGCGGGCAUUUACUCUGUAUAAGCUUAUAGAAGAUACCGUCCUAGGACAUAUUGGCGAAUUGACAAGUUGUAUAACAUUUUUCUCUCUGACGGGCACUGUAUUGGUUGACGACGUGGGCGGAACCCCCCGGAAGACGAUACGCAGGUCUUCAAUGAUCAAAGCGAGCCGAGGCAACCGUAGUCAUUCUUCGAGAGCUAGCGACACUACAGUUGAUAGAGGCGCACGGUGCAGCACUAUGUGUGCCGAGUUCCAAUGAGUGCUUGUUGAGGAGAACGGUCUGCAGCUGACCAUGAACGAGCGAGUGUCUAGCCAUAGCAUAUGGUGACUUAUACAGGGUAUCCCAUGGCUGUCUGAACAAGGC